AUGAUUUUUGUAACUCAAUUUAUUAAAAUACAUAUUUUAUCAUUUGUUAUUGUACGAGGUCUAAUCAAAAAGUAUCGAGACUGAUACGAGUAAUCGUAAACUGGUUUGAGUAUGAACUUGCACGUGCUAUAUUAAUCUAACUUUAUAUUUUGGGAAAAUAUAUUAGACAUAGAUUAGAUUAAAAUUGUCCCAGUCGGCUUCUAGGUGCGAUUAAGUCAAGUGUGUUUUUACGUCCCGUCGGAUUUCAUAAUGAGCGAAAAUACAGAACAACGAGUGUGCAUUAAAUUUUACCAUAAACUGGAAAAAACGGCUACUGAAACCUACCAAAUGUUAUUGUUAGCUUAUGGAAAUGAAACCAAGUCCCGUACUCGCGUUUUUGAAUGGUUUAAACGAUUUAAAGAGGGUAGAAUAACUGUUGAAAGUGAUGAACGUGAAGGACGCCCAUUAACAAGCCGCAAUGAGGAAAUGAUCCAAAAAAUACGAACAGCAACACGAGAUAACCGUCGUUUGACAAUUAUGAAACUUAGUAAUGAGUUUCAAAUUUCAUUUGGAUCAGAUCAAACCAUAUUAACGACUGUUUUAGACAUGAGAAGAGUUGCAGCCAAAUUUGUUCCAAACCUGCUCUCAGAUGAGCAGAAAUAAAAUCGAAACAGAUCGCCACUGAUUUGCUAAAGUGUUCCGAAUCUGAUGAUUUUUUUUUUAAAUCAAUUAUAACUGAUGACGAAACUUGGGUAUAUGGCUACGAUCCAGAAACAAAGGUACAAUCUUCGCAGUGGAAGACACCUGAUUCAUCACAACCCAAAAAAGCUCAUCAAGUUCGGAGUUAAGUGAAGGUCAUUUUGAUCGUUUUUUUUUGACUACCAAGGUAUUGUUCAUCAUGAGUAUGCUCCAAAAGGACUGACCAUAACAAAGGAGUACUACAUUGAUGUUCUUCGCCGUUUACGAGACGCUAUACGAAGAAAAAUACCUGAGUUUAAAGAAUCUGGUAGUUGGAAAUUGCAUCACGAUAAUGCACCAACCCAUUCAGCCCAUGUUGUGCAGCAAUUUUUGGCCAAACAUGGUAUCCCAGUUGUUUCUCAACCCCCUUAUAUACCAGACCUAGCUCCAUGUGAUUUUUUUUUUAUUCCCAAAAAUAAAAAUGGCGCUUAAGGGUAAACGUUUUCAAGAUGUAGAUGAAAUAAAACAAAAUGCGACGGAAGAGCUACGAAGAGUUUCUAAAAAUGACUUCCACAGGUGUUUUCAAAAAUGGCAGGAACGUUGAAGAACAUGUAUGGACUCAGAAGGAACAUACUUUGAAGGAGAUUGAAUGUAAAUAACUUUAUCUAAUAAAUAUUUAUUUUUUUUUUUUUAACA
This is a messenger RNA of Sipha flava (yellow sugarcane aphid), 1353 nucleotides long. RefSeq names its product protein GVQW3-like. The coding region runs from base 250 to 642 and encodes 130 amino acids. The record is from RefSeq and is a predicted model, not a curated record. The transcript has a single exon. Lineage: Eukaryota; Metazoa; Arthropoda; Insecta; Hemiptera; Aphididae.